AUGAAGACCAUCACGCUCACUUUUGUCCUCCUCGCCGCCAUCCUCGCACGAGCCGCUCCAGUGCUCAGGCGCUGCGAGUCCGGAAGCUUCGACAUCUGCGCGCGUGAAGCCGACACCCAAGCUGGCCCAUACGCGAAACGAAGUCUCUUUGCGCGCCAAUUCGACGACUUCGGCUUCGGCGACAUUUUCGACGGCGGGUUCGACUUCGGGUUCGGCAGCUCAGAUUUCGGCUCGGAUAGUGCAGACACGGCAGACACUGAAGAUCCUUCGAGGCAGUCCGAUUCCAACGACACGGAGGAAGACGAGACUCCAAGCAGCAAUGGCACUGUCGGUGCAUCUGCCGACGAUGGCGUAGACGCAAGCGACGACCCGGCUGACGCUGGAGACGUGCUCUCGACUGCAGACACAGCAGGAGCGGCGACGGCCGAUUCCAGCGACACAGAUAACACAUCUACAAGCUCAGCCAACGCCGCAGCGCUAACAGGCAAUACCUGCGCCGCCUCUUCCACACCUCCCAACGCUGUCACCCUCUCCCUCAUCAAGGAAUUCGAAGGCUUUGAGCCAGCACCCGCCCCAGACCCCAUCGGCCUUCCCACAGUCGGCUUCGGACACAAAUGCCAACAGAGUGGCUGCGCGGAAGUGCCCUUCUCCUUCCCCCUCUCUCAAAGCACCGCGACCUCCCUCCUGGCAUCCGACGCACAGACCUUCGUCGACUGCCUGCACGCCGCCCUCGGCGACAACGUGAUGCUGAACGAUAACCAAUUCGGGGCAUUGACAGCGUUUGCGUUCAAUGUGGGGUGCGGGGCGGUGAGGAAAUCGACAUUGUUGAGGAGGUUGAAUGCAGGCGAGGGUGCGGACACAGUUGCGAGCCAGGAGCUGCCGAAGUUUAAUAAGGCGGGCGGGAAGGUUCUAGCUGGGUUGACGAGGAGGAGGGCGGCGGAGGUUGCGCUAUUCCAGACGCCGUCAAGUACGGUGGCACAUCCUCUGUGCUAG
Molecule: messenger RNA, 993 nt
Organism: Cyclocybe aegerita
Lineage: Eukaryota; Fungi; Basidiomycota; Agaricomycetes; Agaricales; Hemipholiotaceae
Source: the annotation of a GenBank genome assembly